AUGAGGCUCCGCCCCGGCCUGAAACACAAUUUAACAGUGCUGCAGCACGCUCAUCUUUGCCAGAGGCUUUUUCAGCUCAAGGUUGACGAGGCCGGCGGGGUCGAGAGGACCGCCAAGGCCGAGAAGGCCGGCGGGUCUUUGUUUGGGUUGCCAGCGGGAGUGGUCCCGUUGAGCAACAACUCUUGCCAGACCGCCAUCAUCGCCAUGAUGCCGGACUUCAACGCGCACGACCUCGAUCCAACCUGGGCCGAGCCGAAAGCGGAGCGGGUGCAGGCAUUCUUCGACAACUUGUCAGAGAGGUAUAUUCGUGACGAGCCACUGCUCGUCCGCGACACCACUCGGGAAGAGCUGGCGUACAUCGCCGCCAGGGCGGAGGAGGCGGCACUUGCUAAGGAGGUCGGCAGCGUCGGCACCAUGGAGGACGAGGCCGACACGGCCGCAGAAGAGAAAGAGUUCGCCGAGUGGGCGGGGUCUGCCGGGGAAGCCAACGGCGCCGGUGCCGGGGCCCCCCUUGUUGAGGAAGCGGUCAAGGAGUCAGCCAAAGGGGAGACCGAGGCGGAUGACUCCUCGGCCCCAGGGAGGGAACACGUCCUGCGGCGGGCUAGCUCUGGCGAGCCGAUCCGGCCUGGCGGGACCACGCAGCGGCAACAGGCCCAGGCGCAGCCCGUGCGCCAGACGAGGGCCGCGGCAGUGAAGAAGGCAGCGGCCGCCGCCUCUUCCUCGUCCAAGCGGUGCAGGACUCCAUCCCCUUCUCCUCCUCUUUCGGAUGGCACCCCGGAGGCUGAUUUCGAUCUUGGGUCCGUCAGCCCGAAGAGGAGGAGGAGGCCGGCGGAGGAGGAUGACGACAUGGAGAUGCUGGUCCAGAGGGCGGCGAAGAGGGCCAAGGCCUCGACGGGCGACAAGCCCCCGGCGAGCACUCCGCGCACGCCGGUGUUGGUGGAGAUCAGCCCGGACAACAGCCCUCAACGCAGCCCCCGCUUCAUCCCCCAGCGAGGAGAGGGGCAACAGGAGGAGCCACUGAAGGCCGCCCCCGACACGCCGCCCCCGUUGACCACGCCACCCAGAGGGGCGUCCCCGGCAAGGGCACCCACCGCCGAGCCCAUGCGCAUGGAGGAAGGGGAGGCGAGCUUGGGUGCUGGUGGCUCCGUCCCAACAACGAAUGUUGGCGGGGAGGGAACCACUUCUUCCCAGCUCGGCACGGACCCUCCCUCGACGGACCAAGAGGACAUCGACACCGUCAUCGAGGAGGUCGCCAAGGAUGCCGAAGCCGAGGCCGCCAAGAUCGUGGCUGGGGAAGUCGCCAAGUCCGCCCCCGAGGAGGCCGCCAAGAUCGCGGCUUGGGAAGCCGCCAAGUCCACCGCCAAGGAGGCCGCCAAGGGGCUUGCCGGGGAGACCGGCGAGGCCGCUGCCGGGGAGGCCGCUCCCGCCCCGGGCAAGUACCUGAAGGUGGGCGACGACCUGUUCAUCCACCUCCCAGGGACGGUAAGCACCAGAGCGCUAGCCGAAGGGGAGGUGUUUGACGACGAGGCGCUCGCCACCGCCGGGCUCUAG
Molecule: messenger RNA, 1551 nt
Organism: Aegilops tauschii subsp. strangulata
Lineage: Eukaryota; Viridiplantae; Streptophyta; Magnoliopsida; Poales; Poaceae
Source: RefSeq, a predicted model, not a curated record